GUCAGAUCAGUACGAUUCUCUGGAACCCAGCCAGGGCAGUCGGAAGAAGAAAAGGACGUCGAACCUUCUGAUGUACCGGAGGAAUACGAAGAAGCUCUAAAUUUACCCUCAACGAUCCCUUAUCCGCCUUCUUCACCACCGGCAUACACCCCACCAACGGCGCCAAAAUCUGAGGAGCACAAGAGUGCCAUAAAGGGAUCGCUCAACGAACUAAUUAUGUCUAAAGUGACAUUACCUUUCCAACAGAUGAUACGACGAAGCAGCCGCCUUGAAGAAAACAGCGACAGCGACAGCCAGGAGUAUUCUGACUCUGACGGCAAUACCAUCAAUGACUUUAACGAAGAGGAGCUUCAACUGCUGUCUUUCGUUAAUGCCUACCAACCCGAAGAGAUUCGCCCACGUCCCUUGCUGAAGCUGUUUAUCAUGGACUACUUGCCAGCUAUUGGAGACAUCGAUGCGAUGAUCAAAAUUCCCCGUCCAGAUGAAGUUGAGGACAACAUCGGACUCAUCCAGCUCGAUGAACCAGCAAUUCAGCAAAGCGAUCCGACAAUACUUGCGAUGCAACUGCGGCGUGCCAACAGAGACGUAACAACACAAGAUGAUGCUCCCGUAAAGCGGCUUGAACGAGCUGACAAAUCCUCCCACGAAAUCGAUAAGUGGAUCAACAACAUAAAGGAAUUGCAUAGAACUCGACCUUCCCAAACUACCGUACAAUUUCGUGGUCCAAUGCCCGAUAUCGAAAGCCUCAUGCAAGAAUUUCAUUCAAACUUUGAGCACUGCCUGGAUGGAGUGAAGUUACCCACAGCCGAACUGGAUGUUGAUCUCGAAGAGUAUACAGAUAUUUGCCUCGGUCUGCUCGAUAUCCCAAUCUCAAAAAGCCGUAUUCAGUCGCUUCACUGCUUCUUCUCGCUGUAUAGGGAAACUCGACCUUCCCAAACUACCGUACAAUUUCGUGGUCCAAUGCCCGAUAUCGAAAGCCUCAUGCAAGAAUUUCAUUCAAACUUUGAGCACUGCCUGGAUGGAGUGAAGUUACCCACAGCCGAACUGGAUGUUGAUCUCGAAGAGUAUACAGAUAUUUGCCUCGGUCUGCUCGAUAUCCCAAUCUCAAAAAGCCGUAUUCAGUCGCUUCACUGCUUCUUCUCGCUGUAUAGGGAGUUCAAAAGUUCUCAGCACUUCAAAAACUUGGCAACAGAAAAGCGAGAUAAUAUUGACAGAAUGGAGCUAUAA
This is a messenger RNA of Ostertagia ostertagi, 1227 nucleotides long. Lineage: Eukaryota; Metazoa; Nematoda; Chromadorea; Rhabditida; Trichostrongylidae. The record is from the annotation of a GenBank genome assembly.